AUGUUUCUUUCAGGAGGCAAGGCCAUUUUGGCCGAGUACAGGGGCGACUGGAAGUUCCACUACGAGCACUUCAACCUCACUGCUUACUACAAAGCAAACCGCCUCUGCCACAUGUGUGUGGCCAACAAGGCGGGACAGAACUCGUUUGCCAAAGAUCUCACCGCCGAAUACGAGCGGAGGACGUCGGAGCAGAUCGUCGAGGAGUGCAUGAGCCGUCAACUCCGGAAUCCGUUUACCACGGACAUGACUCCGGGAGUCUUUAAUGCGGCCACACAGAUUCGACCCUGCAGCAUGCACAUUGCCAACUUAGGCACUGUGCAGGUACUUAAUGGCUCCGUUCUCGAUCUGCUGGUGAAAUCGGGAUUCUUUGCAUCGACGGACAUGCAGGUGGCUCUUCACAAUGCAUCAAUGCGUUUCAAGACGUAUGCAAGUGCUCACCGGCUUGUUCACAGCAUGCCCAUGUUGACGCCGGGCAUGUUGAUCGAUGGCAGCGCAGGGAGUUUCCCUGUGCUUACUUUGAAGGCGUACAACGGCAGGCUUUUUCUGGGAUUCCUGUCUGUAUGCCUUCGAAGUGCGCUCGCUCAAUCGCCGAAUGAUCUGGAGCUGGUUCUGUCAGAUCAGUGCGUGCGAGCCCUUUUGCAGUGGUAUCAACUGCAAGAAAGUGCUCCGAAGCGCUUUCUGGAUGCGGCUUGGCACAGCUCGCUUGCAGCCGAGCUCAGCUUCGGUAUAAAAUACUUCCGAAGCACCACGAUCCUUACCUGCGAUUAA
Molecule: messenger RNA, 768 nt
Organism: Symbiodinium necroappetens
Lineage: Eukaryota; Dinophyceae; Suessiales; Symbiodiniaceae
Source: the annotation of a GenBank genome assembly